Molecule: messenger RNA, 2569 nt
Organism: Aspergillus campestris IBT 28561
Lineage: Eukaryota; Fungi; Ascomycota; Eurotiomycetes; Eurotiales; Aspergillaceae
Product: phosphatidylinositol-3-phosphatase YMR1
Exons: 3
Coding region: 143-2419 (758 amino acids)
Biological process (GO): dephosphorylation
Molecular function (GO): phosphatase activity
Source: RefSeq, a predicted model, not a curated record
UCGAGCUGCCCCACUCGUUUAUUUACCUGGAAUCGACCUAGUGCUUUACUGGGACACAUCUACUAUUUAUCCAUAUUCCUUUGACUUUUGUGACAAUCAGCCAUGAAGAAGGUGAUACGCAUCUAGUAACCCCCCACACGGCAUGGAGAAAACACGGGUCGCCAAGGUUGAAGAUGUGACCUUGGCGCGCCGUGGCGAACAGGUCGUUGGCACACUCCACCUCACCCCUCAUCAUAUUGUCUUUACAACCACCCCCCCGGCUGCCGACCCUACACAGCCCUCCAGCACCCCAAUCAGGCCACGGGAACUCUGGAUCUCUUUCCCUAUCAUUUCCUUCUGUAUCUACCGCCCGACCCCCGCGGUCUCUCGUCAGCCGUCCGCAAUCCGCAUCCGAUGUCGCGAUUUUAUGUUUGUCUGCUUCUAUUUUGAAAACGAGACAAAGGCACGCGAUGUCUACGAAAACAUAAAGACAAGGACAUGCAAGGCUGGGCGCGUUGACAAGCUCUAUGCGUUUUCUUACCAACCGCCUCCCCCUGAGCGGGAGUUCAACGGUUGGGAAUUGUACGAUCCCCGCAAAGAGUUUGCUCGACAGGGGGUGGGCCAGAACGGGCGUGGUUGGCGGAUCUCGACCAUCAACUCGGACUAUGGGUUUUCGCCAACCUACCCAGCCGUCUUUGCCGUCCCGUCGACCAUCUCCGACAACACGCUCAAUUACGCCGGGCGCUAUCGCUCCCGCGCACGAGUGCCUGUUCUGACAUAUCUUCAUCCGGUGAAUAAUUGCUCGAUCACGCGCAGCUCCCAGCCCCUGGUGGGUGUACGGCAGAAUCGAAGCAUCCAGGAUGAGAAAUUGCUGGCCGCCAUCUUCUCCGCCUCCCGGUCUGAGAGGCCGUUGGCGAACGUCAAGCCCCCGCGUCUGGAUAAUGAUUCGUCUGGAUCGACUUCAGAAGAUCCCUCCGGUAGUCCGGGCAUAACUGAGCUGGGAAAGGCCGAGGAAAUGGAGGAUGAGAUGCUGUCAUCAUCGUUCGAGGGAGAGUUUGGAGAUAAGCCUCAGAUCUACGGCGCCCAGCAGCAUAAUCUGAUCGUCGAUGCGCGACCGACUGUAAAUGCGUACGCCAUGCAGGCCGUGGGGCUGGGUUCUGAGAAUAUGGUCAAUUACAAAUUUGCUACCAAGGCGUACCUGGGGAUUGACAACAUCCACGUGAUGAGGGACUCCUUGAACAAAGUGAUGGAUGCGUUAAAAGACUCGGAUGUCACGCCGCUCGGUCCCAGCCGAGAUCAGUUGGCGCGGAGCGGGUGGCUGAAACAUAUCUCGGGAAUCCUGGACGGUGCCGGGCUGAUUGCCCGCCAGGUCGGCCUCCAACAUUCACAUGUGCUGAUUCAUUGCUCCGACGGGUGGGACCGCACCGGUCAGCUGAGUGCCCUGAGCCAAGUGUGCCUGGAUCCGUAUUAUCGGACAAUGGAAGGCUUCAUGGUCUUGGUGGAGAAGGACUGGCUCUCGUUCGGUCACAUGUUCCGGCACCGCUCGGGCCAUUUGAACAGCGAGAAAUGGUUUCAGGUAGAGAAUGAACGGAUCGGAGGGGAUCCCAAUCGAGGAUUUGGGGAGGGCGGCGGUGCGGGAAAAGCUAUCGAGAACGCGUUCCUGAGCGCCAAAGGGUUCUUCAACCGCGAUAAUACCAGCCGCGAUUCCCUUCACGAACCCGAAGGCGAAAUGCAAAGCUAUGAUUCCGACAAUCCUACCGCUAAGAAACCUAGUCCACCCCCCCGGGUAGCUCCCGCUGAGAAGGAGGUCACCAAGGUCAAGGAAACCAGUCCCGUCUUCCACCAAUUCCUGGAUGCCACCUACCAGUUGCUGUACCAGCAUCCCACCCGGUUUGAAUUCAACGAGCGAUUCCUACGGCGGCUCCUCUACCACCUGUACUCGUGCCAAUUCGGGACGUUCCUCUUUAACAGCGAAAAGGAGCGUGUGGAAAUCCGUGCGAAAGAUCGGACUCGCAGCGUGUGGGACUACUUCCUCGCUCGGCGGGAGGAGUUUUCCAAUCCUCAGUAUAACCCUCUGAUCGACGACCAUAAACGUGGCCAAGAGCGCUUGAUCUUCCCCCGGCUCAAAGAAGUCCGAUGGUGGAAUGAGGCUUUUGGCCGGACCGACGAGGAGAUGAAUGGUGCGCGUGUUUACGGCGCGUCUCCCCCGACUGGUCCGGAUGAUCGCUCCGAGCCCGAACGGGCCCCGGUGCUAACGGGGAUCGAGACCGCCCAUCAUUCUGUGGGCAGUGGGCCAUCUGUUUCUGAGGUUGCGACGGGUGCUGCCCCAAGCGGAAUCGCAGCAGUGACCUCCGGUAUCUCUAGUCUUGUCAUUCCUCAAAACCACGAAAACGAGCAAGAGCUCAAGGAAACAAGCCAGAUGACCGUCGAAACACAGUGAGGAGACACGACCUGGAUUUCUUGAUUUAGCCAAGAUUAGUUUUACGAAGUGAUACGAAGAAACUGGUACGGGUAUUGUUAGAAGUACAUACAGCGAUUACAAAGGCGGAGUCCUACUUUACUCAAUGGAGCAUUUUGCCCACCGAUGGAG